CACGUGAUGACCCACAUGCACCUUUUGCUGCUUCUUUGCUCGUCUUUGUCAAACGCUGCCCCUGUUUCAAAGAUCUUCCUGGUUUCGGUCAGGUCUCCUGUCUUGGAGCAACUUGGUAGAGAAACCACACUACCAUGCUGGCAUAAUCCACCACAGAGUGCUGAGGCUCUGGAGGUACGCUGGUACCGCAAUGAUGGCUUCGAUACCCCGAUCAUACUGUAUCAGAAUAAAAAGAUGGCCACGACCCAGGAUGCUUCGUACGUGGGCCGAGCCUCGUUUGGCCUGAAGGACGCAGCGUCCGGUGGGCUGGCAGCAGGAGACGUGAGCAUGAAGCUGCUAAAUGUCGGGAUUGAGGACGAGGGAGAUUACACUUGUUAUGUGAGCAGUGGUCAGGGUUAUGACCCUGGAAGUGUCAGUCUCAAUGUGACAGAAACAGGAAACACUCCACUCCUGUCAAUGGUGUGGGACGAAGAAAACCUGGUGAAUUUGAGCUGUGAAUCUGAAGGCUGGUAUCCGAGGCCGAAGCUGCACUGGGCCGACCAGAAGCAAAAUCUGACCCCAAAGAGUUUGGAGUACGGCAAACUCUCUUCUGGUCUUGUGUCAGUCCACAGCUGGGUUCUGGUCCCAAGCCCCUCGGAGGUUUCCUGCUCAGUGGGUCUCUCUGACGUGGACACGAAGGAGGCAAGAGUGCGGCUGGAUAUCCCUCCUCCACCUGCCAAACAGGUGCCUGGAUUGGUGGCUGGAUUAGUGGUCUUCAUUCCAUUCCUCUUGGUCGCAUCAGCUUUACUUGGAUGGCUGUACAUCAAGAAGAGAGGUACAUUUUUACGGAAGAAAGACGAAUCAGAGAGGAACCAAGCUCACGAGAAUAAGAAACUUUUACAAGAAGUUGAGCCAACAGCUCUUGAAGAGGCUAAAAAGCAUCACGUAAAUGUUGAACUUGAGGAUAAAGGAAAUCCAUACGUGCCAAUCAGAGCUGGUAUCUUCACAGACAAUAGUUAUUCUGAUGGAAAAGCAGUAUCCUGUCUCACAGCAAUAAGGGGAACCCGUGGCUUCACUUCAGGUCAACACUACUGGGAGGUUUCUUUUGCGAAAUCUUGGGGCCGGGUCAAACAGUCCUGGUGGGUGGGGGUAACAAAGGCAACUGACUUCCCUCUGCAGGAUGAUGCUCCUUCUAGCACAUCAAAUGGUUUCUGGUUCCUGUCGUCUUCCCCUGACGGAGCAAACAGCUUUCAGUUAAACACAGAACCAAAGGUUUUACUGCCUGUUAGCUCAAGACCGAGAACAGUCGGUGUGUAUCUGAAUUAUGACGGCGGAGAGCUUUCCUUUUAUAAUGUGGAAAAUAAAUCUGUCAUUGGAUCUCUCACUGCUGCGUUCCAAGGUGAAGUCUUUCCGCUUUUCAAUCCUGGUAAAGGUGACCAAGCAUGUAUGAAUAUAGUAAAGAAGAAACCAACAGGGGGAAACUUUCUUUCAAAGAGCCUCGUGGUUUUGGUCAGGUCCCCUGUCUUGGAGCAACUUGGUAGAGAAACCACUCUACCAUGCUGGCUCAAUCCAACACAGAGUGCCGAGACUCUGGAGGUACGCUGGUACCGCAAUGAUCGCUUCGAUACCCCGAUCAUACUGUAUCAGAAUAAAAUGAUAUCCACGACCCAGGAUGCUUCGUACGUGGGCCGGGCCUCGUUUGGCCUGAAGGAAGCAGCGUCCGGUGGGCUGGCAGCAGGAGACGUGAGCCUGAAGCUGCUAAAUGUCGGGAUUGAGGACGAAGGCGAUUACACUUGUUAUGUGAGCAGUGAUCAGGGUUAUGACCGUGGAAGUGUCAGUCUCAAGGUGACAGAAACAGGAAACACUCCGUUUCUGUCAAUGGUGUGGGCAGACGAAAACCUGGUGAAAUUGAGCUGUGAAUCUGAAGGCUGGUAUCCGAGGCCAAAGCUGCACUGGGCCGACCAGAAGCAAAAUCUGACCCCAAAGAGUUUGGAGUACAGCAAAGUCUCUUCUGGUCUUGUGUCAGUCCACAGCUGGGUUCUGGUCCCAAGCCCCUCGGAGGUUUCCUGCUCAGUGGGUCUCUCUGACGUGGACACGAAGGAGGCGAGACUGCGGCUGGAAAUCCCUCCUCCACCUGCCAAACAGGUGGAUCAAUCUGUGCCUGGAUUGGUGGCUGUAUUGGUGAUCUUCAUUCUACUCUUCUUGGCCGCAUUAGCUUUACUUGGAUGGCCGUACAUCAAAAAGAGAGUUUUACAGAAGAAAGACAAAUCAGAGACCCACCAAGCUGAGGGUAAGAAAUACCUCACACAAUCACAUGGAGCAUAUUUCACUAUGAACUCAGUAGAGCAAAUAAAUUCAAUCAACCCAAGUUUAUCCACACAAAAAUGUAAUGCAGUCUUCCAUGACCCGUACCGUAUCCGUCCACAAAAAUUAAGCUUUUAUCAGAAGGAGCAGACUGUUGUCCUUACUUGCUGGAGCGUUGUGUCGAGUCCAUGUUCACUGUGUCUGUAUCUGUUCUCAGUUACAGUUGAGCCGACAGCUUUUGAAGAGGCUAAAAAGCAUCACGUAAAUGUUGAACUUGAGGAUAAAGGAAAUCCAUACGUCAUAAUCAAAGAUAGUAGGUUCAGAGACAAAAAUCAUCCUGAUGUUACAGCAGUGACCUGUCUCACAGCGCUAAGGGGAACCUCUGGCUUCACUUCAGGUCAACACUACUGGGAGGUUUCUUUGUGGAAUCCUAAAUCAGAGGUCAAACAGUCCUGGUGGGUUGGGGUAACGAAGGCAACUGACUUCCCUCUGCAGGAUGAUGCUCCUUCUAGCACAUCAAAUGGUUUCUGGUUCCUGUCGUCUUCCCCUGACAGAGCAAACAGCUUUCAGUUAAACACAGAACCAAAGGUUUUACUGCCUGUUCGCUCAAGACCAAGAACAGUCGGUGUGUAUCUGAAUUAUGACGGCGGAGAGCUUUCCUUUUAUAAUGUGGAAGAUGAAUCUGUCAUUGGAUCUCUCACUGCUACGUUCCAAGGUGAAGUCUUUCCGUUCUUCAAUCCUGGUAAAUGGGACAAAGCACCUAUGCAGAUAUUAAAGAGGACAGAACAGGGUGAGUGUAAUGACACAGGGAACGAUGAAAGGGCAGAAGAGCCUGAAUCUUAAUAUCUUCUUGAUCUAAACUUUUCUAUUAUAAUAAUCAUAUAGCAACCGCAAGUAAUCAUGAGAAGCAUAGAGGGGCAAAUCAUACCCUGUGCAUGUGUAAUAUAUACUUCAAUCUGGCUUUGCUUACUGGUAACGAUGCCAUUUCAUCAUGACAGCAUUUAAACUACAUGAUGAUAUGUGAUUGGUUAAGCUAAAUAAGUUGUAGAUCGUGUCUCUGUAAUCGUAUUAGUUACAUGGGAAGGAUUACUACACUACAUGUUAUUUAUAACAACUUUAAAUUUAUGUCAAAAUUAUCUUUUCCACUGUAUCAUCAUAAAUUAUUUUUCGAUCUAUAUUAGCUUGAGGCCCUGUUUGAGGAGGUACGUUGAGAACUGCAUUUUUGACGUACUAUGUCAUUUUCUGACUGUGACUUUCUCAUGACAUCACUUAAUGUGACAUCAUCUGUAGAAGGGUACUUGUAUCAUCAAUACAAGCUUUAGAUUGUUUUUAGUUUAUUUGCAGAGAUUUCUUGGAAAAUGUGUGUAAUAAAUGUCAAUAUUUUUAUCAGCUCCUGAAGCUUAUCACCUGGAUACACUCCUAAGUAAUAUUUCUACAAAGUUGGUUGAAAAUCCGUCCAUGAAUUGUUGAGUUAUUUUGUACACAUGCACACACAAACACACACCAGAGGAAACAACACCCUGCUUACAGCUAACACAACGUGUAAGGUAACCUUCAGAUACCGUUCUUGAUGUUUACCCGUUUCUUUUUCAGUGGUAGUUGUAGUUCUGACUUUAGAAAAUUGCAAGUUUGAAUAUUUUGUCACAUAAAAAGUUUUAUAGUGAUUGCAAGAGAUAAAUUGGUAAUUUGUUUAAUUUAAUUUAGCAAAGUCUUUGUGUUGUGGGCUCUGCGUGUUAUACAGCAAGGCAGCUAUGCAAAUUAUUGGUUUGAUAUGAAGUAGUUUUAUUCUGGCUGUAUUAAUGAAUAAUUAUAUUGUGUUUUUGAUGUUAUAUUUGAUGUGUUUGUCUUUUUAUGCCGUUCACUUCAUUAAGUUUGUUCUUUUCGUUAGUCAGCUUUUUCAAUAAAUUCAAUGAAUCUGA
Messenger RNA from Limanda limanda (common dab), 4202 nucleotides. RefSeq lists its product as uncharacterized. The coding region runs from base 7 to 3126 and encodes 1039 amino acids. Lineage: Eukaryota; Metazoa; Chordata; Actinopteri; Pleuronectiformes; Pleuronectidae. Gene Ontology annotation, molecular function: protein binding. The transcript has 17 exons. The record is from RefSeq and is a predicted model, not a curated record.